GACCUGCCGGGACUGGGGGGCAGGUUUGGAGUCGCUUUAGGCGGUGCCCCUCGGCGGCUUGUGAGUCGUUGGCGUUGCCGCCAUGGCCAGCCAGUCGCAAGGCAUCCAGCAGCUGCUGCAAGCGGAGAAGCGGGCUGCGGAGAAGGUGUCCGAGGCCCGCAAGCGAAAGAACCGGAGGCUGAAGCAGGCCAAAGAAGAAGCUCAGGCUGAAAUCGAACAGUACCGCCUGCAAAGGGAGAAAGAGUUCAAGGCCAAAGAAGCUGCGGCUCUGGGAUCCCAUGGCAGUGUCAGCACGGAGGUGGAGAAGGAGACCGAGGAGAAGAUGACUCUCCUCCAGACCUACUUCCGGCAGAACAGGGAUGAUGUCUUGGAUUCCCUCCUGAAAUUCAUCUGUGACAUCCACCCAGAAAUUCACGAAAACUACCGCUUCAACGGAUAGGGAAGAAGGGCGAGCCUGUUCCGUGCAUUGGCAAUGUGGAUGCUGUCAUGGAACAAGAAGCUUUCGCAGAGCUACAGUGCUAUUGCAAAAACGCAUUAAAUUAUUUCUGUAUAGUAUGGGAUAGCUUCCUUCUCUUUUUGCAGAGUAGCAAACCAAGUACUUUGUAUAGACUUAGAGCUUAUCCAAAGCUUUUAUCUUACCUCAUAUUUCUUAUGAAUUUAAUGGUGUACACGGUUUUCCUAUGCUUUUUAGCUGAAGCAGCAAAACUUCUUUCUUAGAUAUCUAGUACAAAAAAAAAUUCUUUGAAGAAAGAAAUGGGUUAAAUAUUUCAUUUCCCUAAAACUUUCUUUGAAGGUCAGGGGCUUUAUCAAUGAAAAAAGUAGUGAGUAGGUAUUUUGUAACCUGUGUAGACAGCAGCCAGCCUUAAAAUAACCCUCCGUGUUAAAGGGUUAGAACAAUGAAUACAGGUUCCCCCGCUGUCCACAAGUGCAACUUUCCAGGGAAGGCUUUUGCAAGCCGAGUACGCUUAAAGUGGAGAAGUAUUUCAUGUUAAUUUAUGGGGGGAUUGUUUUGAGCUUUCCAGAAAACGAACCCACCGAGUCUUUCCAAAUAACACACAAACCAGUCUUAAUUCCCGGUGUUCACAGGCGUGUUCCAAACCACCCGCUGGAUGCUGAGGCUGGGGCCUCCCGGCAAAGAGCUCAGAGAGGCCACUUUGCUGUUUGGGGCACGCGCUGCAAAACACCGAAAGCUGGUUCUGCUGUGCGCCUUUUCUCACACAAGCAAAAACCCCGUGAGCGGAAGCAGGCCCACACGGAGGCCUUUGAGAAAUGCAGAGAGGCGGGACUCGAACUUUGGUAAAGCUGGGGAAUACCUGUACUCCUCUAGUUUGGGCUGCUUUUAGUUUAUAGAAGCGACUAGAGCUGUUACUUGUUAUUGAUGUAAUGGUAAUCAUCACUUGAAAAUAAAGAUUCUUUGUAAUGGA
Messenger RNA from Echinops telfairi (small Madagascar hedgehog), 1424 nucleotides. It is a transcript of the gene ATP6V1G1, whose product is annotated as ATPase H+ transporting V1 subunit G1. Lineage: Eukaryota; Metazoa; Chordata; Mammalia; Afrosoricida; Tenrecidae. Gene Ontology annotation, biological process: proton transmembrane transport. The coding region runs from base 83 to 439 and encodes 118 amino acids. Gene Ontology annotation, molecular function: proton-transporting ATPase activity, rotational mechanism. The record is from RefSeq and is a predicted model, not a curated record. The transcript is spliced from 3 exons. Gene Ontology annotation, cellular component: vacuolar proton-transporting V-type ATPase complex.